AAAUACAUUAUUGUUUCUCUCUCUCUGACCUUUUAAAUAUAAAAAAAAUUGUUUUUAUUAUUUUAUAAUGAUCUCGUCGUUGCUGCUUGAAUAUGAGGCCACCUGAGGCUUUAUUUUCGAUAUUUCCUUCAAAUGCUACACUAUAUAAUUGAAUUUUCAAACAGACCAACCCAUGAGUGAAUGUCUCUGACUCGCUGAUCGCAGUUCUAUUAUCAUACAUACAGAUUUGUACUCUGUGUGGUCAUUUACGACUGAGUGCUGUGAUAUUUGUGGUAAUAUUGGGGUUGCUGACGCAUUAAUAACUUGCAGCAUAUGUAAAAGAAACACUGAGCAUAUGUAUUGCAUGAAAUUUUUUCUUGAGGAGCACGUCAACGACUGGCGUUGUGAAGAAUGCAUGUCAGGAGUGCAUAAUUCAUCAGUAGUACAUAGAAGUGGUGAGCUGCCUGCAGAGAGUAGAAAGUUACCAAAUGAAUCAAGGGUGGGUGUGGGUGACUGGGAAAAAAUUGUUGCAACUGGGAAGACUAAAUACCUCACUGUCGAAGAAGCUAUCAAGCUCCCAUUAGGACAGAAGCUACCUUAUAAUGCUUUCCACAAAAGAACCCCUCGCCGCAAUAGUGUGAAGUAUAAAUUUGAUUCAACAAUCAAGCCUAGAUUUAUAGAUUUCUCAUCUCUCCAAAAUAUCACUCCGGGACCUUUUCGGUCACUGAAGCCUCGACGACCUGCCAAUGUGGAUAUCCAUAGAAAGCCAAACCUCACAGCAGGGUUUAGAUCACCGAGCAGUCUCCCACCUUCUGAAGCCCUGAAAGACACAAACUUGGUGAAGGAACAGCCUAGUAACCCCGUGACAACAAGAGCAGUGAAGCAGUCAUCUUUACCAUCAGAAAAUACCUCUCCAGGUGCCAUCUCAGGUGGUGAUGGUCAUGAUAAUGCUAUUGAUCGGAGCACUUCUGGUGCUGAGAAUACGAGUGAAAUUUAUUUGCUUGAUUCAGAGAAAGACUCAAGGGUCCCUGCUUUGGAAGCUUCGUGGAAGGGAAGCUUCAGGAUCCUGGACGAUAAUGCACAGAAAGAAAUAAACCAUCUUGUUCGAGCUUAUCCUCCUUUUCAAGUUUAUAAAAAGAUCUUUGAUAUCUCCAAGAAAAUGCCUCAAGUGCUUCAUUUUGAAUUGGUUCCUUCCAAACCAAUUUUGAACAACUUAUUCAAUGACUAUAUUCCAGAUCGAAAUGACAUUGGUUUAUAUUUCUUUCCUGGAGCUGGAGAGAGCUCGGAGGAGGGUAAUAUCUUCCUGGCAGAUCAAAUAAUUUCAACAAACUAUGCAUUGAGGAAACAGAUUGCAGAUGUUGAGCUGUUGGUUUUCAGCUCCAAACUGCUGCAUGCCAAUUGUCAAAGUUGGCAGGGAAAGCACUUCCUAUGGGGAGUAUUCCGCCAUCUUAAACUAAAUGCCACAACAUGCUCAGAGGAUAGAGUUCUUGAGCCGACGGUGCAACCAUCGGAUGGGGUGAAUCACGACCAGGGUCAGGUGCAUGGCAGUGGAGAGGUGGACAUUGAAAUUGACAUGACAGAUGGGGUGAAUCACGACCAGGGUCAGGUGCACGACGGUGGAGAGGUUGACAUGGAAAUCGACAUGAUCGGUGGCAUCAACUUGGGAAAAAUAGAUGUUCCUGUCAAUAAAAAACCUACAGCUUCUUUGGCUUGGCCAGAGUCAGUUGUCCCCUGCCAAACAGUUGCUCCGGUCGCCAAGAUUCCAUCACCGAUUGUUAAAGUAGAAUCUCAUGAUCUCAUUCCUCCUGGAUUUGAGGAGGUGUAUAGGAUGAGAGUUCAGAGUUCAUCACCUCCGGUGGCCGGCAUUUGGAAUCAAGACAUAAACAAGGGAUGAUUGAUGAUGGUUCUUUAUCUUGGAUUAUGGGAUCUGAAAAAAUGUACAUGAUAAGUUUGGGAUUGGGGGAUUGGUGUUAGAUUUUAGAUAUGGAACAGUAUAAAGCCUUUUUCUGCAGCAUUUAGUUAAGUAGUUGAGUUGUGGUGAAUUGAGAUAGCUUUCCAAAUUUGGUUAUUGGUAAAAUCAUUUGUUUAA
Molecule: messenger RNA, 2068 nt
Organism: Salvia hispanica
Lineage: Eukaryota; Viridiplantae; Streptophyta; Magnoliopsida; Lamiales; Lamiaceae
Source: RefSeq, a predicted model, not a curated record